Molecule: messenger RNA, 3224 nt
Organism: Nothobranchius furzeri (turquoise killifish)
Lineage: Eukaryota; Metazoa; Chordata; Actinopteri; Cyprinodontiformes; Nothobranchiidae
Source: RefSeq, a predicted model, not a curated record
CGUGAGUGUUUGUUUUAUUCUUGAUUAUUUUGGACAGAGAUUUGGAUGCAGUUCACAUCAAAUAUCUUACAAAUACAAAGUUUAACUUUAUAUUCAUGUUUCCUUGUUGUUUGCUGAGUUUGUGCUGGUGUCACGGAGUGUACUGAGGCAAUUAAACUUUGAAUGUUCUAAUGUGUUGCUGUGGUUAGCUGGUCAAUUACUUUCAGUAAAGGAUCAGUGGUGACACAGCUGUCACCACCCAUUUCAGGGUGCUGAAAAAAUGCUAAUUGUUUAUGGAUUAAUUGUCAGUAAUUUUUGAAACUGUUCACAAAAACUGGAGUAGGAUUUAUGUGCAUGUUGUGACUUUUAAUUAUUGUACUCAGUCAUCAAAUGACACUUUACACACAACAAGGCUUGAAAAAGAUGUAAUUAUCAUAAGACUGCAUAUCCUUCCUAACUAUGAAUAUACCAUAUACCAUAUACUUAUUAUUAUAGUUAGUGCAUAGUGACACAGUGAAAACCCUGUUGGUGUUCUAUUUUUGUUUGUACUGCACUGCUAUAUUCCAUAAUGACUCGUGGUGUCACUGUAGACCAAUGAUGGGAGACGUCUUCACUCCUGCCUUUGUUUUUCACCAUUGGCAUCAUUGUGUUCCUGUCUGUCUCUCGGUUAAGGACGCCAUAGAACGCCACGCUUGGAAGUAUACUGCUAAAUAAUUAUUCUCAAUAGAAUCACCAUGUUAAGAAAUGAGAGGAAGGCAUUACCAACUACGAGGAAUACAAUCAAUGGAAGAAUUGCUUUAAUUCUCCUCUGCGUUUGGCACUUCACCGCUCUUCAUUUUGCGCACGGAGACGUGAGUUACACCAUCGCCGAGGAGAUGAAACGCGGUUCCGUUAUAGGGAAUAUCGGCAAAGAUCUUGGUCUCCAGAUUUCUGACCUGGCCUCGCGUAAAGCCCGCAUUGACACGGACACGAAUGAUAAAAGGUACUGUGAUAUUAAUCUGGGUAGCGGGGAUUUAAUUGUUACUGACAGGAUCGACCGCGAGAGCCUUUGUGCCAAAAAGGCGGCCUGUCCUUUAAAGAUGGAACUCAUUCUGGAAAACCCUUUAGAGCUUCAACGUGUCACUGUUCAUGUGCAAGAUGUAAACGACAACGCUCCGGAAUUUAGUGACGACGUGAUUUCAUUUGAAAUAAGCGAAUCGGCAGUCAAAGGAGCAAAAUUCCUACUGGCCGAGGCCCGAGACGCGGACAUCGGUCAGAACGCAGUUCAAAGCUACAAAUUGCAGAAUAAUAAGCAUUUCAGCAUUAAUGUAAACACAGAGGUUAGUGGCAGGAAAUAUUCUGAGCUCGUUUUGGUGAGAGAAUUAGAUCGAGAGGAAGAGAGAGAAAUCAAAUUAGUUCUAACAGCUCUGGACGGCGGUGCGCCACAGAGAUCAGGCACAGCUGUAGUCCACGUCGCUGUGCUGGAUGCUAAUGAUAACGCCCCAGUGUUCAGUCAGGAGGUUUAUAAAGCCAGUCUGCCUGAAAACUCUCCUUUAGACACUCUGGUGGUUAGAGUCAGCGCAACAGAUGCAGACGAGGGACCGAAUGGAGAGGUUAUUUAUACUUUUGACCACAUGUCAGAUGAUCACGUGUCUCAUUUCACACUUGAUGAUAAAACAGGAGAGAUCAAAGUUAUUGGUCCUAUUGAUUAUGAAGCAGGAAAUUCGAUUGAACUGAGAGUGAGAGCAAAGGAUGGGCCAGGUCUCACCUCAUAUUGUUCAGUAAAUAUAGAAAUAACGGAUGUUAAUGAUAAUCCACCUGUUAUCAGUUUAAAGUCCCUGUCCAACCCGAUACCUGAGAACGCACCACCUGGUACAGAGGUGGGCAUCAUCAACGUGCAGGACAGAGACUCUGAGAAGAACCGACAGGUCCGCUGCUCCAUCCAGCAGAACCUUCCUUUUAAGUUGGUUCCUUCUAUUAAAAACUAUUAUUCUCUGGUGACCACAGGACAGCUGGACCGUGAACUAGUGUCUGAUUACAACAUUACAAUCAGUGCCACUGACGAGGGCUCUCCACCUCUGUCCUCCUCUAAAACUGUUCAGUUAUCUGUAGCUGACAUCAACGACAACCCACCUGUGUUUGAGGAGCAGUCCUACAGCGCUUAUGUGAGUGAAAAUAACAAACCUGGCUCCACUUUAUGUUCCGUUAGUGCUCGAGACCCGGACUGGAGACAAAACGGUACCGUGAUUUAUUCUCUGUUACCUGCUGAGGUGAACGGCGCAUCGGUGUCCUCCUAUCUAUCAGUUAACGGAGACACGGGGGUGAUCCACGCUGUCAGGUCGUUUGAUUAUGAACAGCUGAGGAGUUUUAAAGUCCACGUGAUGGCCAGAGACAACGGUUCUCCUCCUCUCAGCAGCAACGUGACCGUGAGUGUGUUCGUAUCAGAUGUGAAUGACAACUCUCCUCAGAUACUGUACCCCGCCCCGGAGGGCAGCUCCUUCAUGACCGAGCUGGUCCCCAAAGCUGCACACGGAGGCUCUCUGGUGUCCAAAGUGAUAGCGGUGGACGCGGACUCUGGACAGAACGCCUGGCUGUCCUAUCAGAUAGUCAGAUCCACUGAUCCGGGACUUUUCACUAUCGGUGUGCACAGCGGAGAGAUCAGGACGCAGCGGGACAUUUCUGAAUCUGACAGCAUGAAACAGAACCUGAUUGUAGCAGUGAAAGAUAACGGACAGCCCUCUCUGUCUGCCACCUGUGCCAUGUAUUUACUGAUUUCUGAUAACUUGGCUGAGGUGCCAGAGCUGAAAGAUAUUUCUUAUGAUGACAAGAACUCCAAACUGACCUCGUAUCUGAUCAUUGCGCUGGUGUGUGUGUCCACCUUCUUCCUGACCUUCAUCAUCAUCGUCCUGGGUGUGAGGUUUUGUCGCAGGAGAAAGCCCAGACUGUUGUUUGAUGGAGCAGUGGCCAUUCCCGGAGCUUAUCUCCCUCCUAAUUACGCAGAUGUUGAUGGAACAGGAACUUUACGCAGCUCCUACAACUAUGACGCCUACCUGACAACAGGAUCUAGAACCAGUGACUUUAAGUUUGUGUCAUCUUACAAUGACAACACGCUGCCUGCUGACCAGACUCUGAAGAAAAGUCCCUCUGAGUUUGCUGAUGUGUUUGGAGACUCUGAUUCUUCCCCAGAGGUAGGAAUUCAGCUUUUGCCAAACAUGCUAUUGAAGAAGCUGUGUGUGUUUCUCAACCCACCAAACACCAAACGUUGA